Pistacia vera is the source of this 2479-nucleotide messenger RNA. RefSeq names its product serine/threonine-protein kinase ATG1c-like. Bases 288 to 2465 code for a protein of 725 amino acids. The record is from RefSeq and is a predicted model, not a curated record. NCBI's taxonomy places the organism in Eukaryota, Viridiplantae, Streptophyta, Magnoliopsida, Sapindales, Anacardiaceae. Gene Ontology annotation, biological process: autophagy; peptidyl-serine phosphorylation. Gene Ontology annotation, molecular function: ATP binding; protein serine/threonine kinase activity. The transcript has 13 exons. Gene Ontology annotation, cellular component: cytoplasm.
CUCUAGACAGAAGCAAUCAAAUCAAAACUCUACUAAUCUUUAAUUAUUUUCUCAAUUAAUCACACGAUUACACUGUUUUGGUGUUUUUUAAUCUUUAAUUAAUUGAAAUCGGAUCUUACAUUAAACACAUCUCCUCCCAUAUAAUUUUAUCAAAACCCAACCGAAUAGGAAACAGCCAAUUCGAUCCUUCUGAAUUUGGUUCGAAUCUUCAGAGGAUCCAACGAACUCUUCAAUUCCAUUAUUAGGAGCAAAUUCGGACCCGAAACUUAGGGUUUUCGAGUUUUUAAAUGGCUCAAACGACGGGGAGGGGCCGGGUGGUUGGGGACUACUUGGUGGGCCGGCAAAUCGGGUCGGGUUCGUUCUCGGUGGUGUGGCACGCCAGGCACCGAAUCCAUGGAACUGAAGUGGCGAUAAAAGAGAUCGUCACGGGUCGACUCAACAAGAAGUUACAAGACAGUCUCAUGUCGGAGAUUUUUAUUUUGAAGAGGAUUAAUCAUCCUCAUAUUAUUCGAUUACAUGACAUAAUUGAGGUUCCUGGGAAGUUACAUCUUGUAUUGGAGUAUUGUAAAGGUGGUGAUCUUUCUAUGUAUAUUCAACGUCAUGGAUGUGUUCCGGAAGAAACUGCGAAGCACUUCAUGAAGCAGUUGGCUGCGGGCUUACAAGUUCUUCGAGACAAUAAUCUUAUACAUCGGGAUUUAAAGCCCCAGAAUCUCCUUCUCUCCACAGAUGAUAGCAAUGCUGUUUUGAAGAUUGCUGAUUUUGGAUUUGCAAGAUCUUUGCAACCUAGAGGCCUUGCAGAAACCUUGUGUGGUUCACCCCUUUACAUGGCUCCAGAGAUAAUGCAACUUCAAAAAUAUGAUGCUAAGGCAGAUCUCUGGAGUGUUGGUGCCAUUUUUUUUCAGCUUGUGACUGGGAAAACCCCAUUUACUGGAAGCAACCAGAUGCAGUUGCUCCAGAACAUUGUCAAAUCAACUGAAUUGCAUUUUCCUCUGGGUGCGAAAGGUUUAAGUGCUGACUGCAAAGAUUUAUGCAAGAAAUUGUUGCGGCGUAAUCCUGUUGAACGGCUGACAUUUGAGGAGUUCUUCAAUCACCCAUUCCUUUCUCAGAGGCAACCGGAUAGGCUUUUGAGGAGUAGGUCAUCUAGAUCAACAGAUGGUUUUCCAUUCCUUGAAAGUAAUUCUGUGAGGGACACGGAGGAAAGUUCUCAAGAUGAUUGUCUACCUUUCUUUCUAGAUGAUGAUUCUAGCGGUCCUGAGGGGAGCCCUUCAUUUUUGAGAAGGAGAACCUCAAUGAAGUCUACUUAUGGGUUUGCUGUAGAUGCAAAAGUUGAUGUAAGGCAAGCAACAUCAAAUCCUUUAAACAACAAGGAUCUUACAUCCAGAGAUGGCAGUACUGUCAGAUAUAAGUUAGAAAGUACUGGUUUUAGGAUUGAUAGCAAUAAGUUUUCAGAUGAAAAACUAAGUGAACCUCCAAAAUCCAUGGACCACAGAUCAGCAGAGACUCGGUCAAGAGUUGCAGAUUCACUGGAACUAAUUGAUCAAGAUUAUGUUCUUGUCUCUGGACCCCCUAUAGAAGUGUCAUCCUCUUCGGCGAGUAUAUCAAAGCCAAGCCACAUCCCAUACAAAUCUAAUAGUCCACCCAGAACAUCUAUUGCUAGCAACACUACAUCGACUGCCCCUAUGACAAUUAUUGGUUCCACAAACAGUAACAUAUGUUGCAUUGGAAGCCUGGAAAGUCAGAGUUCUGCUCCUGGGACUUCACUUGGAUCCAUGGAUAUUGGAGAUGCUUUUGAGCAGCCAUCAACUCAUGGCAUGACAAGGAUAAAGUCAUUGCAGAAGUAUGCAUCUUCCAUCACAGAAUUAGUACGUUGCAAGAUGGAGGCAGGUAGGCAUCUAGAAGCGUUCUCAAUCCAGCUUGUGAUUCUUGCAAUAUGGAAGCAGGCACUGCAUAUUUGUCAUACACAGGCUGCCUCGGCUAUGGAUGGUAGUCCAAGUCAAGAGACUACUAGGUUGAGGAGCUCCAGCAAGAAACAUGGUACUCCUGAUACAGAAGAAUGUCGUGAUGUUAACGCGCUAGGGCUAGAGGAUAUGUCCUCUCAGAUUGAGAGGGAAUUUCUCCGGGAAGUUGAGCAUGCUGAGGAACUUGCCAAGGUCAUUGAGCCUGGAGGUACAGAGAUGCCUGAUGCAAUGGAGACGAUAUUUCAGGCUGCCCUUGCUCUGGGAAGACAUGGUGGUGUAGAUGAGCUCAUGGGUGAUAUGGAAAGUGCAGCUUUGUUGUAUUCAAAAGCAGUGCAAUUGAUAAGCUUCCUGCUAAAGGAAGCACCAUCUCUCAUACUCAACCCACCAUUUUCUCUCACAAACUCAGACCGGUAUAGGCUCCGGAAUUACAUUGAUAUCCUUAAUAAUCGGCAAGGUCACUCCAAGUCACAGAGGAUGGCUCUUCUGAAGUGUGAGGAUCAAGCAUAAGCCAAAAUGCUAAC